This is a messenger RNA of Gossypium raimondii (Peruvian cotton), 707 nucleotides long. RefSeq lists its product as uncharacterized. The record is from RefSeq and is a predicted model, not a curated record. Bases 69 to 482 code for a protein of 137 amino acids. The transcript is spliced from 3 exons. Lineage: Eukaryota; Viridiplantae; Streptophyta; Magnoliopsida; Malvales; Malvaceae.
AAGUAUUUAUAAUAACUUGGGAGGAAAGGUGUCAUCGCAUCAGCAGUAAGGAGGACAAGUUAGUAGCGAUGAACCCCAUGAAUCUUAGCCGACGCAGAUCUCCCCUUGCCCUUCCCUUUAAUAAACUCCAUUCUCGCUCUUCCCUCAGAAAUCAUCUACAGAGACGAAAGUCCAAAAACAUUCGGAAGCGCAUGAAAAGACUACGAUCAGAUAUGCAAGAAAUAAGUAGGGAACAAGGGAAGAUCAAAGAAGGGCAAAGACAAGUACGAGAAAAAUUUGAAGCCGUUGAAUCCGAAUGCGAAUUGCUUCGGAAGGAGACUAACAUCAUAAUGCAGCAGAGUAUGAGCACACAACUCCGCCUUGCUUUCAUGUUCCAAAUCUUGAAAGCAAGAGAAAACCACGACCUCGACCAGGCUGCCAAACUCACUUCCGCUCUUCGGGAGCUGAUAGCGAGAGAGAAUCAGCAAAAGGAAACUAUGUGAUUAAGAAGAGCUGCUGUUUGUAUCUUAGCAUUAAUAUAUUAUAUGUUGGUGAGAGUGAUCAACCACGGUGCUUCUAUUCUUCUGGUCUUCAUCUUUUAUGCAGUGUUUGCUGUGUGGUGUUAUCUCGGUUCUUUGUGUUUGUUUAGCAGUUGUAUUCUUAAUUGUACCCUCAUGUUUUGCUUGAUCAUCUUUUCUAUCAAUAAAAUUUGCUUAGACUUCCCAUUA